AUGGACCCUUACUCCGCGCAGAACUACUAUCAACAAUACCAGUAUCAACAGCAGCAAUCGUCUUCUUCCUCCGAUGUCAACCCCUACCAUCAGCCCUAUGCGGGCCCAAUGUACCCUAUCCCCGGCUCAUCAACCUCUGCACAUAGCGCACCUGUGCCUGCUAAUGCGUACGAAUACGACGUGGGAAUCUUGGCUCAGCAGAGUGUCUAUGUUCCCGGUGCCAUGCUCGACAAGCGUGGUGGGGCAGGAGGCAAGCUAGCUAAAGGUGGAAAGCGUACGACCGUGCUUCGCAAAGGGGGAGGAAAGGUCUGGGAAGACCAAACGCUGCUGGAGUGGAAUCCUUCCUGGUUCCGUUUGUUCGUUGGCGAUCUGAGUAAUGAUGUCUCUGAUGAUGUGCUCUCGAACGCCUUCAACAAGUACACGUCCUUCCAGAAAGCACGGGUCAUCCGAGACAGGCUGAGCAGCAAGGCUAAAUACGGCUUUGUUGCGUUUUCGGACCCCGAAGACUUCCUGAAGGCCUGGAAAGAAAUGGACGGCAAGUACGUCGGAAACAGGCCCAUCAAACUGAAGAAGGCAGACAACACUGUCAAUCCAGUGGAGAUCGGUCAUCGCAAGGCCAAACAGCUCGAGAAGGAGCUUAAGAAGAACAGGCACAAGCCUUACUGA
Molecule: messenger RNA, 666 nt
Organism: Epithele typhae
Lineage: Eukaryota; Fungi; Basidiomycota; Agaricomycetes; Polyporales; Epitheliaceae
Product: RNA-binding domain-containing protein
Exons: 4
Coding region: 1-666 (221 amino acids)
Molecular function (GO): mRNA binding
Source: RefSeq, a predicted model, not a curated record